Vitrella brassicaformis is the source of this 3812-nucleotide messenger RNA. The record is from the annotation of a GenBank genome assembly. Lineage: Eukaryota; Vitrellaceae.
CACCGCUGCUGCGUUGGAACUGAGUGGAAGGGCAAGUGAUCAGUCUUUCGGACUCGUUUGGUCAUGCACGUCGACGUAUGUCCUGUGACGAUGAUUGCAUUCAUCGCCUUCGACUUGCUGCUUCUUGCCAGCCACAUCUUGCUGCCCGCUGACGGCAGUGAGAUUAAAUGGACCGAAUACGAGGAGCUCAACAGCUGGUACGGGUAAUCACAGCCCGACGAAUGCACACUGACAUGACGCGGAUGGAUGGAUUGAUGAUCUGUGCUUUUCUUUCAGUUCGGUACGGUACUUCCAGCUGCAGCUGCACGGCGGAUACGCUGUGAAUGAGGUGAUAUUGGAGAUUUCCGACAGCACACUGGAUGAGGGCAACACGCCGCUCUUCGUGCUGAGGAAGAAUGCGCUGGGUGAGCGGCAGCCCACGCUCCCUCACGGCAUGCACUCAUGAGUGUGAGUCCAUCCAUGCUUCUGUCUGUGUGCUCUUAACGCAUAGCGACGAGAAGCAUUAACGAUCUGUCCUUCCCCCUCUUGCUGACCGCACACACGGACCCCUUCCGCCUCACCGUGCCCUUCAAUUACUCAUCCGCUGUCUGGUACGCGACCCUCUAUGCCACGCCCCUCGCCGGAAGCGGCAGGCCGAUCUUCUUCUGCGAUGGCGCGGCACUCACAGUCCGCCUCGGCCAACGCGUCAGCUCGCCCCGCAUCUAUGUGUCGCCCCUCUUUCACGCCGUCCAGAUGAGGCUCUACAGUAACGGGCUGUCACCACUGGUGUCCUUCCCCCUUCCCGAGAGCCUGUGGAUGCCUCUGGAUGAUGACAGUGAGGACGACAGCAGCACGGCUGUGACUCGCUUCGUCACGGAGGCCAAGUUGGAGGUGGCGUGGCUGAGUCUGCCAGAUGUCGCCAAGGACGUGUGUGUGCGGCUGGCGUAUGAGGAUCAGGGCUUCGUCAAUGAGACGGACAGCAGCGGGGUGUUCGACUCGUGCGAAGCUGGGCACUGUCGGGGAGCGAGGGGGUGCCUGCCGGCGCCAGUGCGGAACGCCACCGAGGACAUCCGCAUCGAACGCAGGCUGAUUCGGCUCAAACGCCCGGUGCCCAUUUGGGAGAAUGUGACUGUGCUGGCCGAAUCGACAGCGGUGCUCAGCUAUCCCAGGGCUGGCUACUGGAGUGUCCGCUUCGCCCGCAGGGGGCCCUCUGUGUCGACCAACACGAGUGACCUCCUGUUGGUGAUGGCUGGCGCUUCCGUGUGUCCCAACGCCACACAGCCCCCGGGUCCUUCCCCCAUUCCCAUGCCAGCCAGAAGGCAGCUCAGCCCCUCACAAUCCCUAUUGCUUGGAGAGCGCCAGCUGUUGCCUCAUGUGGACGAAAAUGACGAUGAUGGUGAUGCGGCGGCUCCUGAGUGUGCUGCCAACGUGUCGCUGUUCCACUCCCAUUAUUGGUAUGGAUUCCCUGACCCGAUGGCGAUCGACAUACCCCUCAACGGCACAACUGUCUAUGCUGUGCUGCCGGUGCGGCCUCACGAGACCAUGGUGGAGGCCCUCAUGACACUCAAUGUCAGUGUGAGGACCACCAACACGACCUCGCUGCCAGCCGCAGCUGCUGCUGAGGUACUCAUUGCCAUGCGACGUGAUGGCGUCCCACCGAUGUCUAACGUGACGCACUGUGCGGACUUUGUGAGGCGGAUACCUCUAGCUGUAGAUAAGCAUGACGGCAGCGGGGGCAAGGGCGAGUGGCAGGCGGCGGGUGGGGCGGCUGUGGGGCCGACGAGGGACAUGCGGCCCGGUGUCAUGGUCAUGGCCAUGCAGCUGGUGUCAGCUGGAGAGGGGCGGCUGCUUCAUGACUUGGGGGCUGUUGCUGCCAUACGGGUGAGUGACUGACUGAGAACACAAACAGAACGGAUCGACGCGCACACGCUGGAUGCAAGUUCCCUUUUCUCUAUAUUUUGUGCGCGCAGGUAGAGGCGUCGAUGGAAGUUGUUCGCGAGUGUCCCGAUGACUGCAGCCAUCACGGCUCCUGCGACAACACAGUCGUGUUCGAUUUCCCCCUCUACUCGUGCUCUUGCCAGUACGGCUAUCACGGCGAGGCGUGCGAGUUGCAGUACCUCUCCCAACCCUUCUCGGCGCUGGGCGUCGUCUGUCUCGUGGGCUCCAAUAUCGCUGUGGUGCCUGUGGUAAUGCUGACGUGGAGGAAGGGGUGGUUCUUCAAGUGUUUAUUGUUCGCCAAUGUGGGGAUCUGGAGCGCCGUCUAUCACGCGUGCGACGUGGAGUGGCUCUGCCUCUUCAACUACCCACAGCUGCAGAGCCUUGACUUCACCUGCGCCUUUUUGUCAUUCGUGGUGGUCAUCCUGGAGUUCUGCCACUUCUCGCACCCCAUCCAGCGGUCCUUCCUGAUGUCCCUCUUCGCCCUCACCGUCACUCUCACCUCCAAGUCGGCAACAGCGUCGGCCAACAUCCUGGUGGUCUUUUCGCUGCUUAUCCUCGUCUACCUGUCGAGAUGGCUCUUUUGGCUGGCAAAGGGUCGAUUCAUGCCACGCCUCCUCCCCGCCCCCAUGGAUGAGCGAGGGAUUGCGGCUGCGGCAGAGAGCGGCCGGCCACUGAUGGACUCGCCCGCGCCGUCCAAUUGGCUAAUACUCCGGCAGACAGUGAUCGACAAGAUCGGCUGGAGCAAGAACGUGGGCCUGGGGCUGCUGUCGGCUGGCUUUGGCAUCGUGUGCUUCUUCUGUGAGACAUCGGCCAACUACUGGCUGCUGCACUCGCUGUGGCACGUGUUUAUCCAGCUGUCGCCCUACAUGCUGCUAAAAGCUGCCGCCAGGGCUCGCAAGACGAUGCUGCGAAGACGGAGGCACACAGAUGCCAGGCGGACACGCACCACCACAGACGAGGAGGACUCAGAAGAAGCAGAAGAUGACGAUGACGAGCCGGCACGUGACAGCGACGACGAUAUGACGCCAUCAAUGGUCGCUCUAGGGCCGGCCACCGGGGGCCGUCGACAGCCAAAAGACGACAAGACCACCCACGGCCAGCAGCUGCCCCCCCUCUCUCAGCCCGCCACCAUUGUCACGGACAUCACCAACGUCGCCCGGCAGGUCAGCACACGUCUCAUGGGUGGGGUCAACGGGCAUAGGAGGGAGAGAGAGGCGACGAGCAGCACAGAGCUGACCCCCACCAACAGCGGCAGGGCGGAGGGCUCUUCGGUCAGUGCCACCGGCUUUGACAGCCACGUCAGCGCGCCGAGGAUGGCCGAGAGUGAGAGGGAACAGGACAGAGAAAUGGCGGAUGGUGCUCAGAGACAGCAGGGCGAUCGGGUGUGUUGAUGCGUCUGUGUAUAGGCUGGCUGCUGCGGGCAUCUGUGGAUGAGAUGAUGGCAGUCGUUUUUCGGAAGAGGCAGUGGCGCCUCCCAUUUGUCUUGCUUCUGUGUCUUCAUCUUUCAUCUGUCUGUCGUGCUUACUUGCUUCCUUGCUUGUGGACAUCGUGCACCCGAUGGACCCCUCUACGCUUCUUGACUGAUGCAUGAUAUCACAUCUUGUUGUUCGUCAUCCAUAUGCGGCGUGGCGUUCUGACCUGCUCAGCAUCGCGGCAGCGAAGGGCCGGUGAGCUUCUCGUCUGAGAGAGGCUCACCACUCCAACGCCGUCGACGGUGCAGGCACAUCAGAACACUACAACUUCCACACCACAGCAGCCCGUGACGCACAUCCGCGGGCGUAGGUACUAGACGACAGCCAUUCCACGACUCGACUCGCACAGGGUCGAGCAGUGAGCAAGCUACCAGUGGUCGACAACCAUCUGCGCGUUUCUGAUCGACGACUCGCUACUGCCUA